Procambarus clarkii (red swamp crayfish) is the source of this 1773-nucleotide messenger RNA. Lineage: Eukaryota; Metazoa; Arthropoda; Malacostraca; Decapoda; Cambaridae. The record is from RefSeq and is a predicted model, not a curated record.
AUGGAGACCUUGUCCUUGAGAUUACUGCGGCCCUACAGCCUGGUCACCGCGGGCCCUACAGCCUGGUCACCGCGGGCCCUACAGCCUGGUCACCGCGGGGCCACAGCCUGGUCACCGCGGGCCCUACAGCCUGGUCACCGCGGGCCCUACAGCCUGGUCACCGCGGGCCCUACAGCCUGGUCACCGCGGGCCCUACAGCCUGGUCACCGCGGGCCCCAGCAGCCUGGUCACCGCGGGCCCUACAGCCUGGUCACCGCGGGCCCUACAGCCUGGUCACCGCGGGCCCUACAGCCUGGUCACCGCGGGCCCUACAGCCUGGUCACCGCGGGCCCUACAGCCUGGUCACCGCGGGCCCUACAGCCUGGUCACCGCGGGCCCUACAGCCUGGUCACCGCGGGCCCUACAGCCUGGUCACCGCGGGCCCCACAGCCUGGUCACCGCGGGCCCCACAGCCUGGUCACCGCGGGCCCUACAGCCUGGUCACCGCGGGGCCCACAGCCUGGUCACCGCGGGGCCCACAGCCUGGUCACCGCGGGGCCCACAGCCUGGUCACCGCGGGGCCCACAGCCUGGUCACCGCGGGCCCCACAGCCUGGUCACCGCGGGCCCUACAGCCUGGUCACCGCGGCCCUACAGCCUGGUCACCGCGGGCCCUACAGCCUGGUCACCGCGGGCCCCACAGCCUGGUCACCGCGGGCCCCACAGCCUGGUCACCGCGGGCCCUACAGCCUGGUCACCGCGGGCCCUACAGCCUGGUCACCGCGGCCCUACAGCCUGGUCACCGCGGGCCCCACAGCCUGGUCACCGCGGGCCCUUCAGCCUGGUCACCGCGGGCCCCACAGCCUGGUCACCGCGGGCGCCAAAGCCUGGUCACCGCGGGCCCCACAGCCUGGUCACCGCGGGCCCCACAGCCUGGUCACCGCGGGCCCCACAGCCUGGUCACCGCGGGCCCCACAGCCUGGUCACCGCGGGCCCCACAGCCUGGUCACCGCGGGCCCCACAGCCUGGUCACCGCGGGCCCCACAGCCUGGUCACCGCGGGCCCCACAGCCUGGUUACCGCGGGCCCUACAGCCUGGUCACCGCGGGCCCUACAGCCUGGUCACCGCGGGCCUACAGCCUGGUCACCGCGGGCCUACAGCCUGGUCACCGCGGGCCCUACAGCCUGGGUCACCGCGGGCCCUGCAGCCUGGAUCACCGCGGGCCCUACAGCCUGGUCACCGCGGGCCCUACAGCCUGGGUCACCGCGGGCCUACAGCCUGGGUCACCGCGGGCCCUACAGCCUGGGUCACCGCGGGCCCUACAGCCUGGUCACCGCGGGCCCUACAGCGUGGGUCACCGCGGGCCCUACAGCCUGGGUCACCGCGGGCCCUACAGCCUGGUCACCGCGGGGCCUACAGCCUGGUCACCGCGGGCCCUACAGCCUGGUCACCGCGGGCCCUACAGCCUGGUCACCGCGGGCCCUACAGCCUGGGUCACCGCGGGCCCUACAGCCUGGGUCACCGCGGGCCCUACAGCCUGGUCACCGCGGGCCCUACAGCCUGGGUCACCGCGGGCCCUACAGCCUGGGUCACCGCGGGCCCUACAGCCUGGGUCACCGCGGGCCCUACAGCCUGGGUCACCGCGGGCCCUACAGCCUGGGUCACCGCGGGCCCUACAGCCUGGGUCACCGCGGGCCCUACAGCCUGGUCACCGCGGGCUCUACAGCCUGGUCACCGCGGGCCUACAGCCUGGUCAACAUCAGCACGGAGGUCAGACACCGUUACAAUAUGUUGA